Cryptosporidium ubiquitum is the source of this 1743-nucleotide messenger RNA. RefSeq lists its product as uncharacterized. Gene Ontology annotation, molecular function: protein binding. Bases 1 to 1743 code for a protein of 580 amino acids. The record is from RefSeq and is a predicted model, not a curated record. NCBI's taxonomy places the organism in Eukaryota, Apicomplexa, Conoidasida, Eucoccidiorida, Cryptosporidiidae. The transcript has 3 exons.
AUGCAGAAUAAUAUGGUAACUUCAGCAUGUUUGAAUAUACAUUUUCAAAGGGAUUAUGAAUAUAUACAUGAUAUAGCAUGUGACGAAAAUGGUGAAUACAUAUAUGUUGUUUGUACAAAUUCAUUAAAAAUUUAUAAAUGUGAAAGAGAUAAUGAUUUGAGUUUACUGACAAUAAUAAAAUCACCACAUGAAAAUGCAAUCACAAAAUGCAUAAUAUGCCCAGUAAUAUCUGAAAAGUAUUCAUUAUUUGCAACAAUAAGCGAUGAUAAUACAAUAGGAAUAUGGUUAUUGAAUAAAAGCAGAGAUUUAUUAAAAUUAUCGAUGGAGAAUACAAAUUCAUUUUCAUUAUUGAAUAUUGAUACUGAAAAUGUUGUUAUAAAUAAUAAUGCUGAUAAUAAUAAUAAUAAUAAUAAUAAUAAUAAUACUGAUAAUAGUUUUAGUAAUGACAAUAAUAUGAAUAAAUUUGGUGGAGUAUGUAAUAUGACAGCAAGAUUAAGAGAUUCAAGAAACAAAAUAAUAAAUUCAAGUUUUAUAUUAAAUUAUGAAGAUAAUAAUAAAUUAUCAUUGAAUAUAUCAACAAGAAAUAUAUCAUUGAUAGUAUUCUCAAAAGAUGGCCAUUUUAGAAUAUACUCAUGUCAAGAUUCUCCAUUAUUUCAUAAUUGGUCAAUAGUAGAGCAAUUUACAUGUAAUGUAGUCAUAGAUAGUUAUAAAAUGACAUCAUUUUCAUUUAUAAAAAAUUUAAACAUUAUUGAGAACGAAAUAUAUAAUGUUAACAUGAUAGCAAUAGGUUCUAAUAAUGGUAUUAUAAGUAUAUUUGUUAAAUUGGAUUCUAUAAUGGAGAAUAAAUUUAAUAAUAAUGAUAUUAACAAUAAAAAUAAUAAUAAUAAUAAUAAUAAUAAUAAUAAUAAUAAUGUUUUAACUGGUAAUAUUGAUAAAAAGAGUCAUGAAUUUGCUUCUUGGGAUUGUUUAUAUGAUACAAAGGAUAUUAAUACAAAAAAUAAUAAUAAAGAUGAAGAUGAUGUAUUAGCAGGAUUGUUAAAAAAUGAUGUAUUGGAUGUUAAAUGGUGUCCAAAUUAUUCUCGAAAAUUUGAAAUACUUGCUACAAGUCAUGAUUCUUAUAUUUAUUUUAAUAGUAAUAGUAAUAAUAAUAACAAUAAUUGUAAUAAUAAUAAUAAUAAUAAUAACACUAAUAAUAAUAAUAAUAUCAAUAAUAAUUACGAUAAUGAUAUUAAUACAAUUAUUAAUAUUAAUAAUCAUCAUCAUAUUACCAAAAUUAAUGAAAAUGAAGAAGAUAUUAAUCAAGUAUUUAAUGAAAUAAAUGGAAUACCAUGGAUAGGUAUAUGGAAAUGGGAGCUAUAUGAGAAAAAUAGGGGUAAAUUGAUAUUAAUUUAUUCAAUAAUAAAUCAAACAAUUUACCCAACAAAUUGUAUAUCUUGGGAUAUUAAGGGGACAGAAUUUAUAGCAUGUACUGAAUAUAACAUUACAAGGUUUAUUCAAAGUAACAAUAUUAAUACAAAUGACCAAGAAGAUGAUGAUUUAGAUGAUAUAAUAUCUAAUAAUUCUCUUAUUUUUCAUGGAAAAUAUUUUAUUGAUGGUAUCAAAUUAAAAGAAAAAUCUUCUAUAAUUAAUCCUAUUAUUACUAACACUAAUAAUUAUUAUCAUAAUAAUAGUCAAAUAAAAGAGCAAGAAGAUAAAUAUAUUAUGGAUUUUCCUUUAUUUGUUAAAUUUAUUAGGCCAAUAUGA